Molecule: messenger RNA, 4179 nt
Organism: Pectinophora gossypiella (pink bollworm)
Lineage: Eukaryota; Metazoa; Arthropoda; Insecta; Lepidoptera; Gelechiidae
Gene: Adat1
Product: tRNA-specific adenosine deaminase 1
Exons: 2
Coding region: 199-1446 (415 amino acids)
Biological process (GO): RNA processing
Molecular function (GO): RNA binding; adenosine deaminase activity
Source: RefSeq, a predicted model, not a curated record
CAAAACAAAAAAAUAACCUCAAAAGUUGGCAAAGUUGUCAAACAAAUGAAACAAAUUGGAAACAAAUCUUAGUAAGCAAAAGUCGAAACAAACCUGAAAAACAUUACCUAUUGAUUAAAUAAGUUUUGAUAUUAAGUUUCAAUUCCUUCUAGGUUACAUUUGGCAGUAAAGCGACUUGAAGUUUUUAACUAAAUAAAUAUGGUAGCGAAGUUAGAUAAAUCCCAAGUAGAUAGAAUAGUUCAAAGUUGUUUAGAUUUGUACAGUGAGUUGCCGAAAACUGGAAAACCUGUGGAAGGAGAGUGGACAGUGAUGUCGUGUUUAGUGCAGUAUGACAUUGUGAGCGGCGGUCACGAGGUGGUGUCGCUGGGCAGCGGCUCCAAGUGCGUGGGAGCCGGGGCUCUAAGCGCGGCCGGGGACCGCCUCAACGACAGCCACGCCGAGGUGGUCGCGCGCCGCGCGCUGCUACUCUAUCUCCUAGAUAAUGUCAAAAAGGCUAUCGACAAUAAACCAUCUGUUUUUAGAUUAGAAACCAAUAGAUUCAUUUUGGAUGAAAAUAUUCAAUUCAUCUUCUAUUCGUCCCAGUUACCGUGCGGUGAUGCAUCUAUUGUCUCUAAAGAUGGAGAAGAGGAGUUCUUUGGUGAUUUGGUACAAUCGUUGAAAAGACAUGCUGGUGAUGAUGUUUGCAGAGCAGAGAGUAAGAGAGCUAAGGAAGCAGACAUUCACCGAACUGGGGCUAAAUGUUUACCUGAACUGCUACAAGAUCCGAAGCUACCCGGGGCUCAAUAUCAUUUACUUGGUCAAGUGAGGACUAAGCCUGGGCGAGGUGACCGCACACUGUCAGUAUCCUGCAGUGACAAGAUGGCCCGCUGGGUUCACAUGGGUGUCCAGGGAGCGCUGCUGGAUUUGUUGUGUGGACCAAUUUUCAUUUCACACUUCAUAUUUGGUGCCGGUGUACCGUACUCUGAAGAAUCCUUAAAGAGAGCUAUGUUAGAGCGAUUUACAGACUGUCCAGUAAUGUGCUCAAAUCCUCCACAGUUUUAUCAGUCGACAUUGACCUUCCCUUAUAAAAAGUCUGAAAGUAACUUGAGACCAGCUGCAGGAAGUGUUAUAUGGAGUAAAGUUAAUGAGACUCCAGAGGUUGCCGUUCAGGGUAGAAAACUGGGAUUAACAAAGAAGAAAGCUGGGUUACGUGCACAUUCAUUGAGUGUCAGUAAAUAUAAACUUUAUGAGAGACUUCUAAAUAUUCUGCUGUCAAAUACAGAACUCAGAUUAAAUAUAUUGGGUGAUGUUUGUCUUGAAAAUGUUCCCUACAAUCAAAUGAAAAUGAAGUCUAAGAAAUAUUAUGAAAAAUGGAUGAAAGUGAAGGAAAACUUCUUUAAAGCUUGGACAGUAAAGCCUGAUAUUUGGGACUUUUGUGUAAAGCUAGAUAUGCCGAAACCCUCUUAGUAUUGAGAAGGUUAGUACAGAAAUACUCUGUGGUUAGUAUCUAUUUAGUGGGUCACUUGUUUUAUGGGACACUCUCACUUCACUCUUCAACCUCUUCAAUGUGCACCCAAGGAGUGCAUAACAUGUUUUACUUAAAUACAUACAUAACUACACUUGUCUGCUCUGUGUCAUGUCCUCUAAUAGGAACCUAAUUUAUGUGUGUUAUACAUAUUAUAAAGUACCUAUGUUAAUACCUAAUUUAUGUUGGGCUAAAAGGAAGGUUGCUGGAAAUCUUGUAAGCAUUUACUUAUGUAGUAGUUGUUUUAUAAACGUUUUGUGUCCGGAUAAUAUUCACUUUAGGUAGGUACCUAUUGCGUUUUUUUAGUAUUCCCUUAGUAUAAGAAGACAGGUAUGCUCAAAACUGACAGCUAGCAUUUCAAAGAUAGCCCAGCUGACGUCAUCCAACCCUGCGUUGCCAUUUCGUAAUAAAAAAUAAAUUACCCUCGUCCAAUGUUUUGAAGUUGAAGGAAAUAUUGUACUUUUAGUAAAAUAUUUACGUACAGUUGUAAUGAUUUUUAUAAAUGUGACAAAUAAUAGUCUUCUUCUUCUCUCGUGUGGGUUGUGAGGUGGAUUACCAACCUCAUCAACCCUGGUAUCAGGGUUACUAUAGCCGCCAAAGGCUGUCCAUGACUCAUGUAACGACCACUUACUUACAUCAGUAAGUAGUACCGGGACCAACGGCUUAACGUGCCUUCCGAAGCACGGAUCAUCUUACUUUCGGACAAUCAGGUAAUCAGCCUGUAAACAAAUAGUAAUUAAAUACAUUAGUCAGUAAUUCACUUAAUUUUCAAUAAUAAAAUUUACGUCCUUGAAAUGUUGGAGAUACCAAUUGAAUGGUAACACUUACGUCAUCAAUGGGCUAGCAAUGGCGGCUUGUCAUAGGAUUGAGAAUACGGUCUUCUUAUACCAUGAGUAUUCCCAAGUUCCCGUACCAAGACGCUGUCCGUCCAUCAGUUUGACUGUUACUGGGCUUUUUUGUUAACCAUUAGAUAGACGGUUCUAAGCUGGAUUUAAUAACAAAUCAUAGUAAAAAGAACAAGUAAAACAUUAAUAAGUGUAUGUUUUUUUAGGGUUCCGAACCUCAAAAGGAAAAAUGGAACCCUUAUAGGAUCACUUUGUAGUACGUAGAUAUGUCAAGUCAAGACCUUCUUCUCGGAAUCGCGUGAAGGUAUCGAAUUCUGAUGUCUGUGGUCUUAUGAAGCUGUUUUAAGUUUACGCGGUUAUUAUCAUAAUUAAAGCACAUAAUAACGGGUUCUUACCGCGUUUAAAUGGGGAUAUGAGACUCCCGAUAUUUCGACACUGUUGCAAGUGCCAUGAUCACGGGAUGACUGAUGAGAUUGGAGUGGAGUAGGUAGAUCCAUAAUUUUCUACGGGCAGACAUAUCUGUCUACCCUCUUUCUUUGCCGCUUGUUUAUGUUUUUGAUAUCGGAAUGUUCGGAACCAUCUGAACUCGCACCAAACUCACUACGACAAACCGCUCUCACUGUGUCCUCACGUUUUUUCACCACAUUAGGCCGUUUCAAGCUUUUUACAACACCUACUACUGGAUUCCACAUGCUCGAUAAUUUGAACCCGUCUUCCCUGUUGAAAUUUUUAUGUUUUCUGAUUUCAGUAGCCUCUUUUACGAGUCUGGGGAUGUAAUGACGUUCUGUCGAUAAUAUUUGUGGAUUGUUAAACUCGAUCCAGUGGUUAGGGGCCCUAACUUAGGGCCCGACUCCAGUACGUGCUCAGCUAUAGCAGAUUUCUGCACGUCGUUUUUCUUCAUGGCACUAAUAUGUUCUUUAAUCCGGCAAGAAAUAGACCGUUUUGUUUGUCCGAUGUACGAACUACCACAACUACAGUCUAUUUUGUAUACGCCGGGGGCUCUCAAACGGAAAACAGUCUUUCGGGGAACGUAGACUCUGUGCGAUUUUCUUUGAAGGGGUAAAGAUAGUUUUUAUUAAAUAUUUAUUCAAAAUAUUUCCUAUCUUAUCGGUAACUCCCUUCAGAUAUGGAAGAAAUGCUGGCUGACGUUCAACCCUGGGUACGGUCGUCUUGACCUUUGGUUUUGGCCGCAAGGCUCCAACAAUACAACAAUAUCGGGAGUCUCAUAUCCCCAUUUAAACGCGGUAAGAACCCGUUAUUAUGUGCUUUACUUAUGAAGCUGUAUAAAAAUAAAGCUUAUAAAUCAACGCAAACCAAAGAUAUGCUUGUUUUUCCCUUUACAAACUUAUACUUAACUUCUAGUAAGUUGUGUUGCUAUAUUGUGUUAUCUAUUUGAUUGUUGUGCUAUUUUGUCAACGGCAACGUCAAAUCAUUGUUUGUUUGCGACGACGCGGACGCAGCGCAGAGUUAUAAGUUUCAUCCAGCCUAUGUACGAGUAUCUUAUCGAAAUGAUUUAGAUGCAAUUUUUUUCGUUUAGUAUAUGGUAUUAUCGACAAGGUUCUUAGAUAUGGUUAUAGGAACUCGACAAUAAAAUGACGCAAGUUUGGGCUUGUUUAAUUACUUAGUCUUAAUGAGCACUCUGGCCCUAAGUGGUUGGUAUUCAACUUCUGAUGAUGACCAGGUAAUUAUGGGAUAGGAAGUUAACAUUAAAAUGACGUAAACCCUUCGAGUUUGGGCUUGUUUGAUUUGUGUUGCACUCUGGCACUAGGUGGUUGAUAUUCAGCGUCUGAUGAUGACAAGGUGAUCAUAAUAUAGGAACUCGACAUUAAA